AUGCUAAAUAGCCUGUUAAGGAUCUCCAAACCCUGUGUUCCGUUUCUAGCACGUCGACAUUAUAUAGGCCCUACGAAUUUAAGAAGAAUUUCGUUACAGCGGUGUCAGUUUAGUACGAAACCCAGCGCCAUGAGUACCGACCAGAAACUGCCUCCGGUAGAUCCCAAGACGGGAGAAAUCAUUAUAAACCCUCUAAAGGAAGAUGGUAGCGAGAAGACUGCUAAGGAAAUCGAAAAAGAGCGCAAGAAGGCCGAGAAACUGUUGAAAUUUGCCGCCAAACAAGCUAAGAAAUCCGAGGCGGCCAGUAAACAGAGCGCUGCACCCAAGAAGGAGAAGAAAAAGAAGGAGGUUGAGAUUAUUCCAGACUUCGUCGACAAGACUGUUGCCGGUGAGAAAAAAAUCCUUGUGUCUCUUGACGACCCCGCUUUAAAGGCGUACAACCCAGUCAACGUCGAAAGCUCGUGGUACGACUGGUGGGUCAAGUCCGGCUUUUUCGAGCCAGAAUUCACCAAAGACGGCCAGAUCAAGCCCGAGGGCGUUUUCACCAUUCCUGCUCCGCCCCCAAAUGUUACCGGUGCUCUUCACAUCGGACACGGGCUCACCAUUGCCAUUCAGGACUCUUUGAUCAGGUAUAACAGAAUGAAGGGUAAAACUGUCUUGUUCUUGCCUGGUUUCGACCACGCUGGUAUCGCCACUCAAUCGGUGGUUGAGAAGCAGGUGUGGGCCCAGGAGCAAAAGACCAGACACGACUACGGUAGAGAAGCAUUUGUCGAGAAGAUCUGGGAAUGGAAGGAAGAAUAUCACAACAAAAUCAAGAACCAGAUCAACAAGUUGGGUUCCUCUUACGAUUGGUCUCGUGAAGCCUUCACUUUGAGUCCGCAAUUAAGCAAAUCUGUCACAGAGGCUUUCGUCAGACUGCAUGAAGAAGGUAUCAUCUACCGUGCUUCGAGAUUGGUCAACUGGUCCGUCAAGCUAAAUACUGCUAUCUCGAAUUUGGAGGUUGAAAACAAAGACAUCAAAGCGAGAACCAUGCUGUCCGUCCCCGGUUAUGAUGAAAAAAUUGAGUUUGGCGUCUUGACGUCUUUUGCAUACAAUGUUGUGGACUCAGACGAGAAAUUGAUUGUGGCAACAACCAGACCUGAGACUAUUUUCGGUGACACCGGUGUUGCUGUGCAUCCUGAUGACUCUCGUUACAAACAUCUCCACGGUAAAUUUGUGUGUCAUCCAUUUGUUGACAGAAAGGUCCCAAUUGUAUGUGACAGUGAAGCCGUCGACAUGGCAUUUGGUACUGGUGCCGUCAAAAUUACCCCAGCUCAUGACCAAAACGAUUACAACACUGGUAAGCGUCACAACUUGGAGUUCAUUAACAUCAUGACAGACUCUGGUUUGUUGAACGACAACUGUGGCCCUGAAUGGAGUGGCAUGAAAAGAUUCGAUGCCAGAUCGAAGGUCAUUGAGGCCCUUAAGGAGAAGGGUCUCUACGUGGGACAAGAAGGCAAUGAAAUGACCAUUCCAACAUGCUCCAGAUCUGGUGACGUCAUUGAACCAUUGCUGAAACCACAAUGGUGGGUGUCUCAGAAUGAUAUGGCUAAGGAAGCCAUCAAAGCCGUCAAGGAUGGAAAAAUCACCAUUACGCCAAAAUCCUCAGAGGCCGAAUACUUCCACUGGUUAGAAAACAUCCAGGAUUGGUGUAUUUCCAGACAACUAUGGUGGGGUCAUCGCUGUCCGGUGUACUUUGUUGAGGUCGAGGGCGAAGAGCAUGACAGCAUGGACGGUGAAUACUGGAUUUCCGGUAGAACUCUGGAAGAAGCUGAAGCCAAAGCCGCCAAGAAAUUCCCUAAAGUUAAGUACACGUUGAGACAAGAUGAGGAUGUUCUUGACACUUGGUUUUCAUCGGGUCUAUGGCCAUUCUCCACUCUCGGCUGGCCAGACAAGACUUCAGAUCUCUCGAAAUUUUAUCCUUUCUCGAUGCUAGAGACUGGUUGGGAUAUCUUGUUUUUUUGGGUCUCAAGAAUGAUUUUGCUAGGCUUGAAAUUGACUGGUGAAGUCCCUUUCAAAGAGGUGUUCUGUCACUCUCUUGUUCGUGAUGCUCAGGGUCGUAAGAUGUCCAAAUCUUUGGGUAAUGUCAUUGAUCCGCUAGAUGUCGUGACAGGGAUCAAGCUAGAAGACUUGCAUGCUAAAUUGCUCACUGGUAACUUGGACCCAAGAGAGAUCGAAAAGGCCAAAAACGGACAGAAGGAAUCCUAUCCAAACGGUAUUCCUCAAUGUGGUACCGACGCUCUCAGAUUUGCGCUUUGUGCAUACACCACUGGUGGCCGUGACAUUAACUUGGACAUCAUGCGUGUUGAAGGCUACAGAAAGUUCUGCAACAAGAUCUAUCAAGCUACUAAAUUCGCCUUGCUACGUCUAGGUGCAGACUAUCAGCCUUCUGCUGAGGAAAAACUAUCAGGACAGGAAUCCUUGGUUGAAAAGUGGAUUCUCAACAAGAUGACACAUUACUCCAAAACUGUUAACGAUGCUUUGGAUAAGCGUGAUUUCUUGACUUCUACCAGUGGUAUCUACGAGUUCUGGUAUUUGGUUUGUGACGUCUACAUUGAAAACUCCAAGUACUUGAUUACCGAAGGUAGCGAAGCUGAGCAAAAAUCUGCGAAGGACACCCUGUACACUUUGAUUGACAAUGCGCUAAGGUUGAUUCAUCCUUUCAUGCCAUUCAUUUCCGAAGAAAUGUGGCAACGUUUGCCAAAGCGUGCCUCUGAGACUUCGCCCACGAUCGUGAAAGCUUCUUACCCAGUUUAUAGAGAAGACUACGACAACGAAAAGGCUGGCAAAGAAUACGAGUUGAUUUUGGAUGCUAUCAAAGAGGCGCGUUCGCUUUUGGCUCAAUACGGUAUUUUGAAGAACGGUAAGGUCUUCAUCGAAUCUUCUAACGCCGAAUUCUUGGAAACUGCUAUUAACCAAAAAGAGUCCAUCGUCUCCUUGAUCAAAGCUAUCGAUGAGGUCAAUGUGGUUAAGAGCUCUUCUGAGAUUCCCGAGGGAGCUGUCUUGCAAGCUGUGAACCCUGAAAUUAACGUCCACGUUUUGGUGAAGGGACAUGUCGACAUCGAUGCUGAAAUUUUCAAGACUCAAUCCAAGCUAGAAAAAGCUCAGAAGGUUAAGGAAAACAUUGACAAGACGAUGAACAGUCCCGACUACGAAGCUAAAGCUAACGAACAAGCGAAAGCCACCAACAACACAAGGCUCCAAAAUACCUUGGCUGACAUUGAAGGUCUUGAGGCCACGAUUGCCAACCUCGAGCGUUUAAAAUUAUAG
This is a messenger RNA of Lachancea meyersii CBS 8951, 3309 nucleotides long. The record is from the annotation of a GenBank genome assembly. Lineage: Eukaryota; Fungi; Ascomycota; Saccharomycetes; Saccharomycetales; Saccharomycetaceae.